This is a messenger RNA of Xenopus tropicalis (tropical clawed frog), 516 nucleotides long. It is a transcript of the gene mrpl57, whose product is annotated as mitochondrial ribosomal protein L57. NCBI's taxonomy places the organism in Eukaryota, Metazoa, Chordata, Amphibia, Anura, Pipidae. The record is from RefSeq and is a predicted model, not a curated record. Gene Ontology annotation, cellular component: mitochondrial ribosome. The transcript is spliced from 2 exons. The coding region runs from base 168 to 482 and encodes 104 amino acids.
UAUGGCGGAUAAUGCUUCCGUUUGCUUUUGUAUCACCGGAUGUUGAAGGACAUUGAAGGAGCGUGUACUGCUGCUGUCAGAAUCCCAAGUGCUCCGGACUGGCAGUUCUACAGAGCAUAUGGGUGAUUGGUAGAUGAGAGGGAGCUGCCAGACAGACACCAAGAAACAUGUUUCUGACUAAUAUACUGUUUCGGAAAGGAAUUCCCGGGCGCCAGUGGAUCGGAAAGUACAGGAGGCCCAGGCCUGUGACCUGGCAGAUGAAGCGAAAUAUGAUUGAGCGCCUGGAGGUAGAAGCAGAAACAGAAUACUGGAUAAGUCGCCCUUAUAUGACCAAGGAACAGGAAUACGGCCAUGCUGCGGGGAGACGCCUGAAAGAAUGGGAGGUCAUAAGAGACUCACGUGUGGCCAAUUUCCCUAGCCACAGAUUUUUGCAAGACCACCUAAAUCAUCUGAAUGUGACCAAAAAAUGGUCAAUGUCUUGAUUUGUUAUCCAAUAAACCCUUUUUGAUUAAGGAC